Messenger RNA from Ramularia collo-cygni, 2586 nucleotides. RefSeq lists its product as uncharacterized. The transcript has 2 exons. The record is from RefSeq and is a predicted model, not a curated record. Bases 1 to 2586 code for a protein of 861 amino acids. NCBI's taxonomy places the organism in Eukaryota, Fungi, Ascomycota, Dothideomycetes, Mycosphaerellales, Mycosphaerellaceae.
AUGUCUACAAAGUUCCUUACAUGGUCCAAAGGACAAUCGUAUUCGAGCAAGGUGGACAGGAAAUAUGCGUCGUCUGGAACAGUCCCGAUCCCAAUCGAAUACAUCUCUAUCAAAGGAGUGGACUACGGACGGAGCGAUAAGCGAUCAAGUAAAAUGAAGCGGAAGCCGAUUCCGCUCGAAUUCGAAAAGCCAGAGCAUAGCAAUACGAACUCUUUCGCCCUUCAUGAUGCCGCUAUCAGAUCUGCAACGACCCUUAUGGCUGUCAUGAACGACGUUCUCAAGAGUCCACACCUCAACGCACACUUUCUCUCGCAGCAAUCUGGCGAGGCUCAACCCGUACGAGGCAGACCGCGCUCCCAUACAGCACCUCCAACGCCUUUGUCUGAGGCGCCUGGUAUAGAGCCAGUUGAAUUGGAAGGAUCUCUUCCCGUGUGGCCAAAGCCUUUUUAUGGUGCUCGCUCAUCCAUGGACAUUACGGCAUCAUCGAGGCACGGAUCCACGGGUCGCUCGAUGGAGCGCUCACACAGUAGCCCACAGAAUUCCUCAUACACCUUCCAUAAUGGCAAUCGACAGCCAACACUCGUUGCCACCCGUAAUGCAAUAGAUGUACGCGCAGUGGUGGCCCAGGCUCAGCACGCGAGACAUAGUAGUACUUCUGCAAGCGAACGAKACACAACUUGUGGACCAUCUUCAUUAGCGCCGGAGAGCACAGAAUCUUGCGCUACAUCAGACAUCGGUCACGGGCCUUAUUAUGAGGAGUCUAAGUUUCCCGACGCUUGUGCCACUGCUCUUGAUGGUAGAGAGAGCACCGAAAUUCGCCCAUCCGUGCAGCCGAUCAGCAAGACAUGGCAAGGCCAGUCCCUUCUACGAUCCGAUUCAAACGCCCUACUGCACCAAAUCUCCACAGUGCGCAGAUCGCACGAGGCCCAUGUCUCCUCUUUGAAGGAAUCACAUGAUCGUGAAGUCGACUCACACAGAGCGUACAUUGCUUUCUUGGAAAGCUGCUCAGUGAAUCUCUCUGCAGAGCGGAGACCAUCCAAGCAAGGCCUGACCUUGGACACUUCCCACAUCAAUGGCAAAGCUUACGGAUCUCUGGAUGUAAGCGCUUCAACAUCGCUGCAGUCUCUCGAAUCGACGUUGGACGUACAAAGGAGAACGUCAAUCGAAUCCGCAAACGCAGAAGCUGAAGCCUUGAAACGAAAGCUCAGCUUGUGCCGUAAGACGCAAUCAGAGAUUGGCGACAUUCGACGUGAGCGCGAUCAUUUCAGGGACACGAAUGAGAAAAGCGAACGUCGAAUUGCACAGCUCAAGGACAUUGUACGGAAGAGCAAAGAUGCUGAAAAGGCGAUGAUGAACAAAGUACAGAGUCUGGAGGCUGCCUUACUGGCAGCGAAUGUCCAGCGAAUCGAUGUGCUGGAGGGCUAUCAUGAGGCUUGCGAGCAGAUACGCGGCCUCCAUGACAGAAACUUGGUCAUGAUCAAGAAAUUGGGCGAGGUAGUAAGACACUCAAAGCCUGCAAAUUCGCCUGACCAUGUUACUCCAGCCCAUGGUGCGGCCGAGACAAUCGGUGACGCAUCUGCCGAUCUGGAAACACUUGCUCGGCAGGUAGAGGACUUGCAGCAACUCCUCYCCGAGAGAGAUGCUUGUAUCCGGGAGCUCGAGUUGGAACGCAGGACCAACGUUUCAAAAGUCGAAAUGUGCAGGAUAAAGAAGCAACUAGCUGACACAGAGGCCGUUCGCGUUCAGUACAAUACGCUGCUACACGCUGAGCUUCGACGACAGUCUAAGAUGGCUACUUUGAACAUCCAUGCUGGGACACCCCAGGYAGAAGAAGAAGCAUCAGCUACUAUAGCCGAGAAGCUGAAAUCCAAGCCGGGAAGCGAGAACCCAGAGAAGAGGUGCGAGUUCCUCGAGAAAGAACUCAGGCACUGUGUUUCGGAGAUCAUACUGUAUAAAUUGGAUGUUCGAGGAUACAGGCGUGACCUCAAGGCCGCGAACGCCAACAUCAAGACCUUGCAGUCUAACCGGCCCAAUCGUCCCGGUACACCGGACAGUAUGGAGACACACCCGCUCAAAGAGAAGUCUGCGACGCCGCAGAGAAGACCUCGAGCCACGUCUGGCUUAGGCAUCUCUCUGUACCAAUCUAGAACGCCCACGAGGUCACCAGCGAAUUGCUUGUCGACACCGCAACAACAACGCCGAACAAUAGCGAGCCUGCCCUCCAACAACAAUACACCUCUUGAGCUUGACAAGAAAUUACCCAACCCGCCAUCUGCGUCUAGGGAUCCAAGCCCGAACCUUGCGUUAGCACCGCCGGUCGCCAAUCUGAAUCGAGCAGAGACUCUGAGAUCCUUGUCGGAAUCUAUCAUCUCUUCAUAUGCGAACCGAGCGACACCUGAGCAAGAAAACGGUCACAUGCCACCUCUCUCCCGAGGCCGCAGCGCAGAAGCCACUCGAAAAAGCGGUCUGCGGACCGACCCCUACGCAGCGAUUGAUGCUAUUGCUGUUCCGAUCGCGAGAUAUACCCCCGACAUGUUGAAGACCCCUUUCAUGCCGAUGGCAGCGAAGGGAAACGUGAAGGUAUGA